AUGACGACUUCGCUGGUUCUGCAUCCACGCUGGGCGGACACCUUGAUGUACGUAUAUGAAAAAAGCCUGAAUGAAAGUAAUCCGAAUAAAAACCAAUCCAUGGAGGGACUAAGCGGGAAUUGUCCUGCUACCCACUGCAGGGAAAUGAUAUCGCACUCUGCGUUGGGACGACACUCCGGCACCCUAAGCCACCAGGGUUCUGUGUACUCGGACAUACCCUCACAGGACACUGGGCGACAGUGCCCCGCUCCCCAGACUUCCUCCAGCGCCACCCUUGGUUAUGGCUACCCUUUCGGAAGCCCUUAUUACGGGUGUCGGUUGUCACACUCGCACAACGUUAACUUGCAGCAGAAGCCAUGCUCUUACCACCCCGCCGAGAAGUAUACAGAACCCAGCGCGGCACUGCCCACUGAAGAGCUGUCAAGCCGGGCAAAGGAGUUCGCAUUUUACCCGAGUUUUGCCAGCUCAUACCAGACUGUCCCGGGUUACUUGGACGUGUCGGUGGUUCCGGGUAUCAGUGCGCACCCGGAACCGAGACAUGAAACUUUGAUUCCCAUGGAUGGCUACCAGCACUGGGCUCUAUCUAAUGGCUGGGAUGGACAGGUGUACUGUUCUAAAGAGCAAACACAGUCAACACAUCUCUGGAAGUCGCCCUUCCCAGGUAUGAAAAAAAAAAAAAUCGUGGGGGGGGGGCUAGAGAUUCCACACGGCUUGCAUUGUGGUGUCUUAUAAGAAUGGAUCGAAAUAACCAAUGUACUUUUCUUGUUACAUGUUUAUAGAUGUCACAUUGAUACAUUUCCUUUUAAUUAUAUAGUUUAUUUAUGCAUUUAAAACCCAUUUCCUUUGUAUAGCCAUGCCAUGUAAAAUACCACAGGGUAGUGAGCGUGUUUGUUUAUGUUCAUCCUUGAGUUAAAGUCCGGAGAGGAGGCCAUGGCGUUUUACAAAAGCCGGAUAUGGGACUAGAAAUGAGUCUGCCAAAAUAUAGAAGCAAAGAAAACAGAUUGGAAUGACAAAACCUUACCAAAAAUAUUUAGUUUCCUUCAACCUACCAUCAUUCGUCUUCACGGCUGCUUCACGAUAUGACCACAGCAGAUUAAAUGCAAAAACAAUACCUUUGAUUUCAUAGUAGCCUACAAUGAGGUUUAUGGAUUGGAGCAGGGCACCGUUGCACUCCCCGUUAAAAUAACUGAUAUUUUCUCAGUGCCAGUAAAUCUAGUUACAACAGGGAGGGGUGCAUUGAAGCUCACCAUUUUCACGCCUUGUGUUUAUUUGCAAUUGCGAGACCCUUUUUUUUUCUCAAUUUCUUUAUUUCAUAUUUCAAAUUAACUUCCAAAUCAAUGGUAAUCAAGAAUAGGAUCGUUGAAGUGUGUGUUUUCAAAUUGUCUAGUUGAAACGAAUUGAUCCAUUCGUUAUGUGGUAGGCCAGUUGCCCCUAUUGAAUAGCACAUUCUAUUUCUGAAUACCAGUAUCACGUUCCAUCUUGUUAAGAAUAGCUCAUGGAUUCCUGGAUCGAUUGGUUUAUCAUUCACAAUCUAGUUAAGUUGACACACAUGACAUUUGGAGCUUGUAUGACCACUUUCCCCAAACUUGUCGUAGGCCAAUAUAGUCAAUAUUGGGACAGUGUGAUUUGGCGCUACAUGCCCAUAACACAGAAUAGGCCUACUGUUUUUGAAAUAGACUACAGUUCUUUUUUAUUGUCUUGGGUUUGGUUGUACCGUUACAUAUUCCUCAUGUUGUCCAUUACCUCAUUAAAAUAGUCGUUUCUCUCAUCUCAUCUCUGCCAUGGAUGCACUCUUAAAAACGCUGAAAUAAAACUUAGUAUUAAGGAUAAAUAUGAUAGAACUGUUAACCAACCAACCAACCUACUGAGGUUGAUGCACACAACUCAUCCGCAUGAAUAAAUGAAUGGGAUGUGAUGUCUUGUUAUAUAGCUUUAUUACAUCAAUUGAAGCUACAUUCAAGUUUAAGAUCAGGGGCUAUCAAUAUAGAUAGCCUUAGUUAUGCUCAGCCUUUUCCUGCGCUCUCAUAGACUAAGUGACUGUAUAGCCCCAAUUCAGAUUAUUAAGGCUUAAUAUUCGUAGUGUUUUAAUAUCAGUAUGCCAAUUAUAUUUUGAAUAUGCAUAGGUUAAAUAUCUAUGUUUGGACUAAAUAGUCAUCAUGGUAGGCCUAGAGAUGGCUGGCAUGCUUGAUCCGAAAAUGUGGUCGGAGGCGCCGUAUGGAUCGUGUGACGCAAUAGCGAAGCCUCUGGAGGCAUGCAGAGGCCAAAUUGAGCUCUGUACCACAUCGCCGUGCGCAUCUCAAAUUGUGUAACAAUGCGGAGGGCUCCGUAUAGCUCUGCAUUAACAUGACUGGUUGAUGGUAGGUGGGGGUGGGAGGUCCUGUAUAAACACAAACUCACUUCCUUGACAACUUCCUUCACAACAGCUCUGCACUGCUCCGCUAAACGCAAUACGUAUGAAUGCCCUAAAUGCUGCGGUAAAUGCUGCACGGCCAAUGCAGACAGCGGAUUGACCAUGCAGCGUCGUUAAUGGGCUCCCUUACCAUUAGGCCAAAGCCUGCGUUCUUUGAACUCGUUUAGAUAUUUAGAUUAUAUAUUUUUAAACCAUAAUGAUUGGGAUGUAACAUAAGUUAAGUCCAACCAUAGCCUACUUCAAAUAUUUUAGGCCCAUCUUAAUAAAUUAUCCUAGCCAAUCUACGGGGACCAUGCACUUACAUUUACGUAAUUUAGCAGACGCUCUUAUCCAGAGCGACUUACAGUUAGUGAAUGCAUACAUGUUUUUUUGUUUGUUUUUUGUCAUACUGGCCCCCCGUGGGAAACGAACCCACAUCCCUUCCGGCCAAACCCUCCCCUACCUUGGAUGACGCUGGACCAAUUGUGCGCCGCCCAUGGGUCUCCCGGUCGCGGCCGGCUGCGACAGAGCCUGGACUCGAACCAGGAUCUCUAGUGGCACAGCUAGCACUGCGAUGCAGUGCCUUAGACCACUGCACCACUCGGGAGUGACCAGAUGCACCAAAUGCAAUGAUUUGAAUUCAAUGCAUCAGUGCUGGGUGCUUUCACAUAGCAUUGUUCUACAUAGAAAAAAUACAGACAAUUACUUUCAAAUUGUUUCUCCUCGUUUUCAAUUGUUGUAGGCUAACAAUGGUGGUUGUUUUCUCGGCCUUCCCUUCAGUGUGUUGUGCCCUUCUUUUCUCAGAUGUCGUCCCUUUACAACAAGAGGUCAGCAGCUACCGACGAGGCCGCAAAAAGCGAGUUCCUUACACCAAGAUCCAACUGAAGGAGCUAGAGAAAGAGUAUGCAGCCAGCAAGUUCAUCACCAAAGACAAGAGACGGCGAAUAUCUGCCACUACUAAUCUCUCCGAACGCCAGGUCACCAUCUGGUUCCAGAACCGGCGGGUGAAGGAGAAGAAAAGUGUCUGUAAAUCUAAAUCAAGCUCUCACAUGCAUGCCAAUUGAUUCAGUCCAAUUUCACUGGCAUGGCAACUCAAAUACUUUUUUAACACAAACGCUCGAUAUUUAUCUAUAGACAUUAUUCUGACCUGGUAUGAUGCAUUGCAAAACACAAACUUAAUCUCACCUCCCUAUUUGGACAUAAACUGGGGAAAAAUACAGAAGAAGAUUUACUGAACCUGGUUGGAACGAAUGAUCACAUCCUUACAGGAGCAUCGAAAGCUACCAGCAUUGUUAGUACAGCCUGAGAACUGAAUAAAGAGAGAAGGGAGAAAAACCUUUGUGACUGAUAAAGUAAACCGAGGUCUUUGGGGUCAUACAGUGAUCUUGUUCAGACAUUUUCAGGUAUUGGACGCAUCAAGACUGAAAACUCACAUUUCAAUGAUACUGUAUGGCGGUUUUAGUUUGAUCCCAAGCGAAUGAGCAAGGCUGCUAUUGUCUAUGUACAGUGCCGUGCAUUUAUUAUUUAAUUAAAGGUUCUGUCUUGUGACAGGUUGUAAAUUGCUAUAUUUUAUGGUUCUCAUAUUUAGAUAAUGUUUUGUCAGUGAAGGUGUCUCUGUCAUGCAACUGGAAUGAUUGUAAUCAAUAUAAGAAUAUUAAAAAUUAUUUCAUAUUAAUGCACAAUCUUUUCUCAUUUGGUUUGUAUAGUGAGUUAGAUCUUAUUGCAUCCGGGCUGUGCACUCCCAUAAGCUGUUUUAUUCCUUUAUUUUUUGCAGUAUUUAAACUGUGAUAUUUUGUUUGAUCGACAUUUACUCAAUGGAAA
Messenger RNA from Coregonus sp. 'balchen', 4210 nucleotides. Lineage: Eukaryota; Metazoa; Chordata; Actinopteri; Salmoniformes; Salmonidae. The record is from the annotation of a GenBank genome assembly.